Molecule: messenger RNA, 198 nt
Organism: Histoplasma mississippiense
Lineage: Eukaryota; Fungi; Ascomycota; Eurotiomycetes; Onygenales; Ajellomycetaceae
Exons: 2
Coding region: 1-198 (65 amino acids)
Source: RefSeq, a predicted model, not a curated record
AUGAAAGACACCCCUUCCAUCUCUACAGCAGCAAUAGCUUCAGUUUCUACUGCAAAAGCUUCUACUGCAAAAGCUUCUACUGUGAAAGUUUCUACUAAAACACAUUCUGUGUAUCGAUCUGCCUCUCUUAGAGGCCAGCCAUAUCCAAAUCCUGCUGGCACCUACAUGCCAACCUCUGCUACUCGGGAAAUUACGUGA